Messenger RNA from Trichoderma gamsii, 543 nucleotides. RefSeq lists its product as hypothetical. Bases 1 to 543 code for a protein of 180 amino acids. The transcript is spliced from 3 exons. NCBI's taxonomy places the organism in Eukaryota, Fungi, Ascomycota, Sordariomycetes, Hypocreales, Hypocreaceae. Gene Ontology annotation, biological process: transcription by RNA polymerase III. The record is from RefSeq and is a predicted model, not a curated record.
AUGUCCAGAGGUGGUGGGCGAGGAGGAGGUCGAGGAGGACGCGGAGGAGGCAGAGGUGGACGACCAGGUCUUCCGUGGGAUGAUACAGACGAGCCUGAUGCUCGGCCCUCUGAGCUGUUCCCAUCAUUCUCUUAUCAGCCUUACGUCGUUCCGACUUCUCGCAACCUCAACGCCACAGAGUACAACGGCGUCCAGUAUUUCCUCCUCCUUCGCCACCAGAUCCACUCAUCGCCGCUCUACACAUCCAAACGAACUUCCCUCAUCGACCCCGACGCGCCGCGCAAGACCUACGGCCGCGACCAGAUGAACGCCCUCUACGACAUCAGAAGCAAAGCCUCCGUCGACCCCUUCAGCGCAAUGCCAACCUACUCGCAGCGCUUCUCCCGCCCGGAACGCGCGCUCCCGGAAUGGUCCUCGCGGCCGGUCUGUCGCGAAAUGUACCCGCCCGAGCUGCUCGACACUGUCGACUCCGCGGAUGCCAGCGGCGUGAGGAAGCGGCGCAAGCUGGAGCUGAGCAAGAUUUGUUUAUUUUGCAUCUUCUGA